UGUCAAACGUGUUCACUAUUACUCUGACUCUGGUAACGUGACUUCCUGGUAACGUGUUAGGUAGGAAAAGCAGUAAAAAAGUGCAUAUUAAGGGAGCAGAUUUGAAAUAAUAUUUAUACUUAACAAGAAAUAAUUAAAGGUUCAAUGGGGAGACCUAAAGAUUUACGCAUAUGGGAGCACUACCGUACUUUACCAAACAAGUCUGUUUCUUGCAAGCUUUGUAAUAAGGUCUACAAAUUCAGUAAUGCUGCCAAAAUGCUUCAACAUCUUAUCACUUGUCCAAAAUCUCCAGAAACAUUAAAAGACUCUAUGAAACUUAUAAAAGAUAGCUCGUCCAAAACCAAAAUGUCUGGACUGUCAGAGAUAGAGACAAAUGAUUCUUUUAUAAGCCCCUCGUCGUCUGCUAACACUACAAUAAAUGCUGAGUUUCAAGACACCGAUGAUCAUAUAAAAACAGAAUUAGCGAGAGCUAUAUUUGUAACAGGGACGCCAUUAUCGAUGGUGCAACAUCCUUUAUGGAUACAAUUUUUCGAAAAAUUGCAACCAAAAUUUAAAAUACCUUCACGUAAAGCUUUAGCGACAAAAUACUUAGAUAAAAUAUAUAGAGAAAUGCGUUUUGAGUUAAAUGAGGAACUAAAUGCUUGUAGUUACUUACACCUUCAGUGCGAUGGCUGGUCUAAUUUAAGAAAUGAAGGAAUAAUAAACUUUCUUAUAUCAAAACCUCAACCUGCAUACGUUAAAAGUUUGAAUACAGAAAGUAAUCCUCACACUAGUGAAUACCUUAGCCAAGAAGUUGAAAAAGUAAUGAAAGUGUAUGGAGCAAAUAAGUUUCUUGUACUUAUUGGCGAUAACGCUAGAAAUAUACAAAAGGCAUUCGAAUUAACAAAACUCAAAUAUCCACAUGUUGUUCCUCUCGGUUGCUGUGCACAUAUCCUUAACUUGUUGUGCCAAGAUAUUGUAAAGAUACAAGAAGUAACUGUGUUUAUUAUGCAAGCCAUAAAUAUAAUAAAAACUGUUAAAAGGAGUCAACGAUUAAGUUCCUUGUUGAUAAAAUCAAGGCAGGGUGAAGAUUCUACACAAACACUAAAAUUGCCUUGUGCUACAAGAUGGGGAAGUCAUGUUACUUCGUUAAAAAGUUUGAAAGCAAAUAAGAUAGCUUUGCAAAUAUUAACAGUUAGAGAAGAUGUGGUAAUUUCAAGAGAUAUUAAAGAUUUAAUUCUAAGUGAUGAUUUCUGGACGAAGACAGGGGAAUGUAUAAGUAUUUUGGAACCAGUCACUGAAAGCAUAUUUUACUUAGAGAGCGACCAGAAUCGUUUGCAUCGCACAUACAUUACAUUUAGAGAUGUACAAGCUAAGAUACGUUUUGCAUUAAAUGAGAUUUCGACAUUGAGCGAAGAAAGCAAACAGCAGAUUCUAACAUCAGUAUCUUCAAGAUGCAAUAUGGCAAUGAGGCCAAUACAUUUUGCAGCAUAUAUUCUAGACCCCAGGACUCUAGGAGUCGAACUUACUCAAGAGGAAGAACUUAAGGGUAUGGAGUUUAUCUACAAUUUAAGCCAACACUUAAGUUUGUCAAAUGUAAUGGCAGAUUUGGCGUGUUAUAAAGCUAAAGAAAACUUUUGGGCCAGAGGAUUUGUAUGGAGCUCAUUAGAUAGCAUUGAGCCCCUAAUAUGGUGGAAAGGUAUUUGUGGUUCCACUGAGUUAAGCAAAGUAGCGAUUCGUAUUCUAUCAGCUCCCUGUACUUCGGCAGCCACUGAGCGUUCCUUUAGUAUCCAAGGCUACAUACAUAAUAACAAAAGAAAUCGACUUACAACUGAAAGAACUGAAAAAAUUUCAUUCAUUUGUUAUAACUGGAAUCUUAAACAUAAAGCUGAAUGCGAGGACAUUCAGUUUAAUGAAGAAAAUACCUUAGAAGCUUUCAUUGAGCAAGUAAAUGAACAUAACAGUUUAGACGAAAUAGAGCCUAUCGAACCUAUACAAUUCAUCGCUUGUAAUAACUCUGAAUCUGACAGUGAUUGACUGUAGUUUUACAUUUUACUUUCAUCUCUUUCUUAAUAAACUCAAAAUCAAAUUAAAAGUUUUUUAUUCUGUAGGCUG
Messenger RNA from Galleria mellonella (greater wax moth), 2094 nucleotides. RefSeq lists its product as uncharacterized. Gene Ontology annotation, molecular function: protein dimerization activity; DNA binding. The record is from RefSeq and is a predicted model, not a curated record. The transcript is spliced from 2 exons. Bases 145 to 2016 code for a protein of 623 amino acids. Lineage: Eukaryota; Metazoa; Arthropoda; Insecta; Lepidoptera; Pyralidae.